Molecule: messenger RNA, 3988 nt
Organism: Hypomesus transpacificus
Lineage: Eukaryota; Metazoa; Chordata; Actinopteri; Osmeriformes; Osmeridae
Gene: adnp2b
Product: ADNP homeobox 2b
Exons: 4
Coding region: 272-3523 (1083 amino acids)
Biological process (GO): regulation of gene expression
Cellular component (GO): nucleus
Molecular function (GO): DNA binding
Source: RefSeq, a predicted model, not a curated record
AGACAGCCAUUUUUUUGUUGCAGGAGAGGGAAGAAAGAUCGAAACUGCAGCAGCAUAUUGUAGUAGUAUGCAUGAUUAUUACUGUUAGCUGUUGUAUUGUAGCGGGUGCAUCCUCAGUAACGUUACUGGAUUUGUGAGUACAAAGCAUUGUCCACGUGGCUCGAAAUCAGUCGCGUGAUAGGUUAUUGUCAUUUGGCGAGUGGAAGCUGGUUAGAAGCCGCAAGCUAUCCUGUCAAGCAUCUUCUAUUUGACCAUCGAAGAUUGCUUUACAAUGUACCAGAUUCCUGUUGGAAGUUUGGAUGUAAUCCGAAAAACCAGGAGAAAGGUGAAGCACGUUCUGAGUGACAUUGGACUGGAGGACUGUCAACAUCUUCUGGAGGAGCUGCAGAAUUCUGAUCCAGGUGAUGAUGUUUUUCUUGAGACGGAAUGGACUGAUUUAACGGAGGGCUUCAAUGGCAGAGGGAGGAAAAAGUGGGUGUAUCGCACGGAUGUAAUGUGCUGCAACCUGUGCACAUAUCAUACACGGAACUGGCGAAGCUUUAAAUAUCACAUACAACGUGAACAUGAAUACGAGAGGAAAAUAUGUGCCCUGUCACCCUGUCCCUUAUGCCCAUUUGUAGGACACCCUAAAGUUGUCCGAAAGCAUGGCCGGCUUUUCCAUUCUAUCUCACCAGCACCAAGUACAGCAAUCAGUGCAGCCGCAGUACAGCUGAUAACACAAAAGAAAGGAGAAAGGUACCGAUGCCAGAAGUGUGCCUUUCGGAGCUCUGUCUUAUACGCCAUCAAGAAGCAUAUCCUACUUACACACCUUGGGAGUAUAUUGCGUCAAUUCAGUAGUAAAACAGUGGACCCAGAACAACCACACUCAAAAAGAUACUACUGCAAGGACUGUCAGACAUCUCUUGAAAACCUUGAUCAAAUGCUCCACCAUGUCCUUGUUUCACCAGCCCACCAGUUGAUAAAUGUACAUGUGAAACCCUUCAUCAUUGACAACAGAAACUAUAACACUGCCACAUACCGCCCUCCAACAAAAAGCCAAGUCCUUGCUAAAUCUGAACCGCUCCAGUUAAUUAACAGUCUCCUGGUUUCGUCCUCGAACAACCAGCUUGUGUCCUCACCUGUGACGGGAGCUCCUAACAGUCUCUCUUUCAUGUGUGUUCCUGGGACCAACCUUCCUCCCCAGGCAUCAGCCCUAGUUCAGCUGGCCAGUGCCGAGGCUAAGGGCUUGAUCAAGCGCGGGACUCCCAUAACCUUCCAAAGUGCUUUACCCACAAGGACGGGACCAGCCACAAUGCCCUUAGGUGGCAUAGGCCCACCUACUGCCAGGCUUGCCAUAUCAUCCAGCGCUGCUUCUAGGCAGGCCCAACCCCCCAUGGGUGUGCCUGGGCGGCAUCCACAGCAGCCAUGGACACAAGUCCUCCAGCAGCCGCUUAUGGUGACACAGAAACUCCCGCUCAACCAAACCACCCCACAAGGCACAAUGCUGACUUCUCAGUCCCUUUUAAGUCAUCUGAUUCCCACCGGCAAAAAAAUAAAUGGCAUGCCAACAUACACCUUAGCUCCAUUAAAGAUGGCGCAGUCUGGUUGUAUGGAAACCCCUCAGAAUACAGGCAGUCCACUCCAACCAAUAAAGCCAACGAGUAAUUCCUUACCUCAAGCCAAGCGCUGGGUCGCGUGUCCCAUUUGCAAUGAACUCUUUCCAUCCGAUGUCUAUGAAGUUCAUACAGAGGUUGUCCACAAGGCCACAUCCAGAAAUGAAAGCAUGGCAGCAAAGGCACCAUUCCUCCGGAAAAUGCCGGACAAAACGGUCAAGUGUUUGAUGUGCAAGGUCUUGGUGUCUGAAAAGGGGCUCCUUGAACACCUGCUGCAUGGGCUGGACUGCAUGUUCUGCUCUCAGAAGUUUAACUCGAUCAAAUCUUUCGUUGACCACUCCAAAGAGCACAAUCCCUCGCAAAAAGCCUAUUGUGAAUACAUAAGGCGCGAGUACAGACUCUACACAAACAGCUCAGGGAAACUUCUCUUUCCUUACUUUGAUAUAAACACGACUGCACCCAAGGAGAUACUGGGAGACACAGAACUCAACCUCGCCCUGGUGACCAAAUCUCUCGACCUCAUCUUCCUAAAGAUGCUGCCUGUCAGUAGUCAUCCAGUGUGUUCCACGCCGAUGAAAACGGUUCGCACACGCUGUUUGUUUUGUGAUGAAAACUGCCAAACUCCAGACAAAUACCAGGAACACUUGCGACACAAGCACUUUGUAGAUACUACCGUCCAUGCCAUUUUGAAGACGGCAGCAUUUAAGUGCAUUUACUGCAAUGGGGUGUACACAGGAAGAGUCACACAGAGGGCAAUCGUUUUUCACUUGCGGCGUUGCCAGUGUGCACCCAAGGAACCGAAAAACACUGAAGAAAGUAUGCCCCCCGCCAGUGGACAACCAGUACUGCUGCCUACUUCUAACAAGCUGAAAGUGGUGCAACCUUCCCCAAAGCUCCAAAACAAUCAGGCGUCUGUGUUUUACUUUGCCCAGUUCCAACAAGGACCAGUCGUACAAGCACCGCUCCUUCAAGCAAAGCUCCUACAAGCGCCGCUCCAACAAGCGCCGCUCCAACAAGCGCCGCUCCAACAAGCGCCGCUCCAACAAGCGCCGCUCCAACAAGCGCCGCUCCAACAAGCGUCGUUCCAACAUGCGCCGCUCCAACAAGCGCCGCUCCACCAAGCGCCGCUCCAACAAGCGCCGCUCCAACAAGCGUCGCUCCAACAAGCGUCGCUCCAACAAGCGCCGCUCCUGCAAACGCCUCUCCUGCAAACACCUCUCCUGCAAACACCUCUCCUGCAAACACCUCUCCUGCAAACACUUCUCCCAAGUCCAAUCCCUAUUUCCAGCUGUGAGCCUGAACAAUCUGAAUCAGAGAAGCUAAGCAAGCUAAGGCUGGAGAUGGCAUGGAAGGAAGCCAUGGAGGCCAACAAGCGAGAGAGACAAGAGAGGGCUGCGAUACGUAAAAGACAGGAGCUAGAAAGGGAAAUGGCACAAGCCACAGUACAGCCUGAGAUAGAGAUCGACCCCACAGUUCAGCUGGCACUUGAUCCCAGCGGGCUGGAGCAUCAGGCCCCUGAAGAACGGAAAGACUUCCUUACCAGAUACUUCCACAAAAGUCCAUACUUGACCAAGAAGGAGUCUGAUGAGCUGUGUAAAAGACUGCUGCUCACCAAGUCUGAGAUAUCCCUGCUCUUCGGCAACAAGCGGACUAAGUGCUUAAGGACCAUACACAAACACACUGCUGCUGUCUUCCUUGGCUUCAACAUGGCAGAGUUGAACAAAGUCAGGCAUAAUCUUCUCAUCCCAGAAGUGGUCUCAGCAGACCUGGAUGAGACUGAAGAACCGGAGAAAUCACAAGAGAAAGAGGAAACCGCCGAUUCAAGUAAACAGUCUGAAUCUGAGGAGAUCGCAAAUGAAGAAGAACCUGUGGAAUCAGAGAGAACACAACUUUCAGAGGCUAUAAAUGAAAUGGCUGAAUCAGAUACAUGAGGAAAAGGAUGUGGUUGCAUGUACAGUACCAGUCAAAAGUUUGGACACACCUUCCCAUUCAAUUGAAUGGGAUACCACGUGUCCACACUUGACUGGUACUGUAUACUUCAUGUUCCUCAGUAGUGAUUUCUUCCUAGAUCUGUGGCCAUGGUGCACUAUGUUGUUAACAAAGUUCAUGAACUCCAUAGGGUUUGGGAAUGUGUUUUUUUUAAUAGUCGAUUUGGGACUUCUGCUCAAAGGAUAUCUAACUUGGCCAGUUUCCAUUGUCAGUCAUCCUACUGACAUUUAAAAUACCAUGUUUGUACAUGCUAUAAAGCAUAAGGGGUCUUUUUGUUGAUAUGUUAACUAUUUGCACAAAAAAACUAACUUUGUUUUGAGAUUUCCAAGAAAUGGUAUCCAUUGGCUCUUUAUUCCUUAUAUUGCUGUUUCAACACCCAGCUGACAAUAAAAACCUAGUCUCUUCAA